This is a messenger RNA of Protopolystoma xenopodis, 252 nucleotides long. The record is from the annotation of a GenBank genome assembly. Lineage: Eukaryota; Metazoa; Platyhelminthes; Monogenea; Polystomatidea; Polystomatidae.
AUGGACUUGACCGAACUCGGAGAACUGGUUCUUGGUUGUCGCCCAUAUUUGAUGGCUCCCUGUGCUUGUGUUCUUGUCGGAGACAAAGAAGGCCCGCUUAUUUGGCGGCUUGACCAAUUUGAGGCUGCAAAGGUGAGACUGGCGAUGGGUCUCUUCGUCAAUUCGGUUCUUUUCGCAGAUCUGGGCGCUCGGAUCGGGUGGAUCGGGUGUCAAAUGGUACUGCCGAAAGAUGUUUUGUUUCACAACGACUAA